This is a messenger RNA of Aspergillus heteromorphus CBS 117.55, 582 nucleotides long. RefSeq names its product NAD(P)-binding protein. The transcript has a single exon. The annotation marks the transcript as partial. Gene Ontology annotation, biological process: fatty acid metabolic process. The record is from RefSeq and is a predicted model, not a curated record. Gene Ontology annotation, molecular function: NAD+ binding. NCBI's taxonomy places the organism in Eukaryota, Fungi, Ascomycota, Eurotiomycetes, Eurotiales, Aspergillaceae.
CGGCCAAUCGCCAUAAUCGGCGCGGGGGUCUUGGGCCGACGGAUCGCGAGCGUCUUCUCCGCAGCAGGCCACACAGUACACCUCGUCGACCCCUCCUCCCGGGCGCGCAACGACUCCCUAACCUACAUCUCGACCCACAAACCCGAAUACGAGCGAUACAUCCUAAUCCCGCGCAAAGAAGGAGCAUGCGACACGUUCCACGACCUCACCCGGGCAGUCUCCAACGCAUGGCUGGCCAUUGAAACCGUCCCAGAACAACUCCCGCUCAAAGUGGACGUAAUGGGCGCCCUCGACGCAGAAACACCACGAGACUGCAUCCUCGCCUCGAACUCCUCGUCAUUCAAAACAAGCUUCAUGGUCGAGAAGGUAUCCCGUCAGCGGAGACCGCUGGUGUGUAAUAUGCAUUUCACGAUGCCGCCGCGGAUUCGCGCCGUGGAGUUGAUGACCAACGGGGAGACGUAUCUGGAGGUGUUGAGCUUUUUGACCUGGGUGCUGGAUGACUGUGGGAUGAUGCCGGUGACGGCGAGGAAGGAUGAGGGGACCGGGUUGGUGAGGAGUCAUUGUUUGAAUACGGUUAAUUAG